Molecule: messenger RNA, 1312 nt
Organism: Phasianus colchicus (ring-necked pheasant)
Lineage: Eukaryota; Metazoa; Chordata; Aves; Galliformes; Phasianidae
Source: RefSeq, a predicted model, not a curated record
AUGUUUGAGGAGACGGUGGGCGGGAGGCACAUGGCGGGAAAGCACGCCGCCUCCCCCCCCCCACCCGACGAGACGGGGGAAGUCUCGCGAGAAGUGGGAGAGCGAGAGGCGAGACCCGCUCUAACCCCGUGGACGCCGUUCAGCUCCACUCGGCCAAUAGACUCCAUCGAAACAAACGGAACGAUAGAUGAAACCUGGGGUUUGCCUCCCCCUCUCUCUUUCCGCCCUCCGGUACCGCUUUCCCGGGUUACGAACUACACUUUCCCAUCAGCCUUUUUGGCUCCACUUGCUGCUCGUGACUCCCGCGCCGCCUCUGAGUUCCGCUUCCGCUUCCGGUCCGUGGCUCUCAGCCUCGUUUGCGCCUCCCUCUUCCGGAUUCGAGCUACGGCUUCCGGUCCAUGGCUCCCACUUCCGGUUUUGAUCCACAACUUCCGGUCCGUGGCUCUCAGCUCCGUCUGCAGCUCACGUUCCCAAUCUGCGGCUCCCACUUCCGGUUUUUCGCCCCCCACUUCCGCCCUGCCCCUCUCUUCCCGCUCCCGGCCGCGUGGCACUCUGGGAGCCGUAGUCCGCUUCCGCCUCUCGUUCCAUGGCCGCGCACAGGACCGGAAGUGCCCUCCGAACUACACCCGCCAUGCUUCCCCGCCGCCCCUCUGCCCCAUGGCGGAGCCGCUGCCCUGGUGCGUGGCCGCUCUCCGUUCCCGCACCGAACCGGGGCUGAGCCGCGCUUUAACGGCUUUACGACGAUGGCACACGCGAAACCCGAAAGGAGCCGAAGGAUUCCGGGCUCGGGGUGGAGUCAAACCGCUUUUGGAGCUUUUAGGACCUCCGUGGAAAGGACGCACGGUGGAAUUGGCGCUCAGCGUUCUCGGCAACGUCUGCGCCGAAAAGAGCUGCCGGAGGGAAGCCAGGAGAUGCGGAGGAGUCGGGAGGCUGGUGAUCCUACUGAGCUCCUCGGGACCCGAAAGCGUCUGGAACCGAGCGGCCCGAGCUCUGGCCAACCUGGCUCUGGAACCCGAUGGGGCGCGGGAUGUCCUCGAGGCAGGUGGGCGUCCCCAAGGGUCCCCAAGGGUUCCUCGGGGUUUUUGGGGGUCUUUUGGGGUCUCUAUGGGAUUUCUGGUGGUGGUUAUGGGGUCUCUGAGGGUCCAACUGGAGAUCCCCAGUAUCAGAUUUGGGGUCUUAUGGAGGUUUGUGGUGUCCCUGAGGUGUCCCCAAACGUCCCCAUGGGGUCCCAAAGGUUCCUCUUGGUUUUCUGGGGUCUUUUCGGGUCUUUAUGGGGUUUCUGUUGGUCGUUAUGGGGUCUCUGAGGGUCAAA